This is a messenger RNA of Mesorhabditis belari, 1332 nucleotides long. The record is from the annotation of a GenBank genome assembly. Lineage: Eukaryota; Metazoa; Nematoda; Chromadorea; Rhabditida; Rhabditidae.
AUGGCUUGGUCUCUCGUUUUUCUCAAUCUUUUGGGAUUAACAUCCGCAAUUUUGGUGCCAAAUCUUCCCGGUCAACCGCCAGUCACUUUCAAGCAAUACUCCGGGUAUUACAGUGUUGGCGAGAGUGGAAAUCAUCAGAUGCACUAUUGGUUUACUGAAUCGAAAAACAAUCCCUCAACUGACCCUGUGAUUCUCUGGUUAACGGGAGGACCUGGCUGCUCGGGAAUCUCGGCUCUUUUUGAAGAACUCGGCCCAUUUCAGAUCAAUUCUGAUGGAGCCACGUUAAAUUUGAAUCCGUACAGUUGGAAUAAUAACGCAUCCUUGUUGAUUUUUGAGUCCCCAGUCGGGGUCGGCUACUCGUACUCGAAAGAUCAAAAUCUGUUCACUGGAGAUAAUCGGACAGCCUCAGAGAAUUGGGAUGCUUUGAAAGCUUUCUUCACCGAGUUCUCCCAAUAUCAAAAGAACGAUUUCUAUAUCACGGGAGAGUCGUACGCUGGCAUGUACAUUCCGACGCUUGUUCAAGACAUUUUGGAUCGAAAACAACAGUAUAGCUUUAAUUUAAAGGGAUUCGCAAUCGGAAACGGUGUGCUCGACAAGGGCCUUGACACCGACACAAUCAUCCAAUUUGAGCACAAACACGGCAUGAUCGAUCAACUACAUUGGCAACGCGCGCAAAAGGAAUGCUGCACAAAUGGGAACACUGAUGACUGUCUAUUUCAUAAACAUGUUCUUGGUUGGUGCGGACUGUUCAUGGAAGAAGCGGUGGGUAGACAAUGGGAAAGCGGAAUAAACCCGUACAAUAUGUACGCGGAUUGUCAACACUCGGGCACAAAACGCUUCAAGGUCGACUAUCGGAGGCGUUUCGGGAAAGAGCCCAAUGUUUUGGACGCAGGCACACCGUGUCUCGACGAUUCGGUGACAGAGAAGUACAUGAAUAGAAGAGAUGUGAGGACGGCGCUGGGCAUUCCCGGACUAUUGCCAAAUUGGAGUACUUGCAGUGAUGUGAUCAGUGUUGUCUAUGAAGAGCAAUAUUCCACUGUGGCUCCGCAAAUCAAAAAUGCUCUCACUGCUGGCUUGAAGGUCAUGCUUUAUCAUGGAGAUAUCGAUAUGGUGUGCAAUUUCUUCCAAGGACAAAGGUUCACCACGAAUCUCAAUCUAACACAAGUAUCAGCAAAACGAUCAUAUCAUGUGAAUGGUCAAGUGGGCGGAUUUGUCACCGAUUGGGGACAACUCAAGUUCUUGACAGUUAAGGGCGCUGGUCACAUGGUUCCCACCGACAAGCCGGCUGUUGCCUCCUAUAUCCUCAAUGCUUUCAUCAACGAUAAGAAAUUU